Messenger RNA from Morchella sextelata, 1824 nucleotides. RefSeq lists its product as uncharacterized. Gene Ontology annotation, cellular component: nucleus. The record is from RefSeq and is a predicted model, not a curated record. The coding region runs from base 1 to 1824 and encodes 607 amino acids. Gene Ontology annotation, molecular function: metal ion binding; RNA binding. Gene Ontology annotation, biological process: negative regulation of DNA-templated transcription. The transcript is spliced from 2 exons. NCBI's taxonomy places the organism in Eukaryota, Fungi, Ascomycota, Pezizomycetes, Pezizales, Morchellaceae.
AUGGCUCCUCCAGGAUUCUCACCCUCGUUUAUGGGAAAGAGUUCACCUUUUCCUUCGCCUAGACCGAGCCCCAGGUUGGCUUAUUCAUCCCCACUGAUACCCCACUCACCGAACUUGAACAAUUAUGAGCCAGCGUUUACGACAGAUACGGGAAUACCGCCAGAAAUGUACGGAGAUUUUGGAAGCGACACUGUUGCCUGGUUGGUUGGUGAUGACAAUACAAUGGGUUAUGGAGGUAGGGGUGUAUUACAGGAGAAUAUGUCACCUCAUGACAUGCUUCGCUCAGUUCUUGGCGAGGGACGUUCAGACGAAGAAAUCGAGCAAGCGUUAGAAUUAUGCGGUUAUGAUCUAAGCGCUACGUUAACAAUGUUGAUGGAACAACAACAAGGUAACCUAGGGGGAGGUGGUCUUUCCCCCGAAGGUGCUACCAUCAUCGGGAAAUCUACAACACCUGCCCCCAUGAUUCGCCCAGUAACUCCACGUAACGGUGUGGUCUGUCGGUUUUUCCUGUCCACGGGCCAAUGUUUGCGUGCGGACUGCCGAUUCUCACACGACCUUGGAACCACCAUUUGCAAAUACUGGCUUAUGGGCUCAUGUCUUGCGGGCGAUACCUGCAUAUUUUCUCACGAUCCGACUAUGUCUGUUUCAAAAAUGACUCUAGAUGGAAAUAGCCGCAGCUCUACACCUGCACCCCAGCUUCAGUUCCAUGACCCAGCCUCUUUCCCAUCAUUGACCUCUGAGCAGUGGGGCCAGAUGGGGAAUGGGGGGCAAUCAAUCGUAGGCCCUCCACCUGGAUUCAAGCUUCCAAUAUCCCGUCCCAAUUCUCGCCAGCAAUUCCGAGAGCGUGAACAGCAAAACUUUACGCCUGUUCCUGCUGUCGACGAUAACGAAGCCUUUCCCUCACUUAGCAGCAGUGCCAAAGCUUCGGGCCACGGAAAGAAGCGUCGUAACAACAGGAACGAGAAUAAUAUUCCCACGGGUCCAUCCUCUCUUGCUGAUGUGGUUCGCAUGACGCCUUCUCCAUCCCCACACUCCAAUCGUAACUCGACCACUUCCUCUGGAGCCUCUUCAAAUAGAUGGUCGGGUGCAGGGGGAUCCCCAUCAUCCAAACGUACUUCUCGCGUUUCAGCAUCGCAUAUCCCCGCGCCGCAGCAAAUCCCAUGGUUAGAGACCGGCGCAUCUCUUAACCGGAGCUACCUAAAGCACCGAAAAGAAGCCAUAUCUCACGGCGUCCUCAGGGCCAAGUAUCUUCAGCUCGCCAACUCGGCUUGGCAGAGAAAUGAUGCCAAAUCAGCGAAAGAACACAGUCGCAAGGCGAACAACGAGAACAUGGCAAUGAUGAAGGCGCACAAGGAGGCUUCUAAGGCUAUUUACGAGGAGCGGAAUAAGGAGACUGCGAGAGCAGGGGGCGCUGAACUAUUUGUGGAUCUGCAUGGCCUUCUCCCAGACGAAGCCGUCAAGUACUUGGAGGACAUCCUUGUCGAACACCAAACUUCAACCCGUCCUCUGUAUGCGAUCAUCGGAACAGGCCAUCAUUCUAAGGGUGGUAAGGACAAGUUGGGCAAGACCCUGCGUGCGUUUUUGGAUGAAUGGAAGUACGCGUACCGGGAAUUUUCGGCCAGCGGUGAUCGCAAUGCCCAAGGCGGGAUAUUGGGGAUUGACCCCAGCAGCUUUGACAAGUCGCUCCUGAAUCCUCCUGUCGAUGGCGAAGUCACGAUCGCGGCAGAGGUUGCGACAGUGAUUAUCGGAAGCGGUGCGGGAAAUGGAGUGGGGGAUAAAAAGAAGGAGCCGCCCAAGGGACCGAAUGGGGGACGUAAAAAAUAG